Molecule: messenger RNA, 1164 nt
Organism: Pelagomonas calceolata
Lineage: Eukaryota; Pelagophyceae; Pelagomonadales; Pelagomonadaceae
Source: the annotation of a GenBank genome assembly
CACUCGAGCUCGCAAAGCUUGUGCGAGUGCUUUCAGCCUUCCCUGCGUUGGUGCGGCCCAGAUCUCGCGAGCAGCUCGCCCCGCAGCCACAGUACGCCAGCAGAAACGCCGGCGAGGCAGGAUGGCCGAGCUCGCCAGCAAAAUGGACAAAAUGGACACGGACGCGCGCGUGCCCGUCACCGUAUUGAUCGGCUACCUCGGAGCGGGCAAGACGACGCUACUCAAUAGAAUCCUGACGGAGAAGCAAGACACGAAAUACGCGGUCAUCGUGAACGAGUUCGGGGAAUUGGGCAUCGACGAUCGAUUAGUUAGACGUAGAGUCAACGCGGAGGAGGACAUCUUCGAGAUGAAUAACGGGUGCAUUUGCUGUACGGUGCGGGCGGAUCUAUCGAGAAUCCUAAAUAAACUACUGCAGCCGGGGAUGAAGCCGUUGGACGGGGUCAUCGUAGAAACCACAGGUCUGGCGGACCCGGCGCCCGUGGCCCAGACGUUCUUCGUUGACGAGGUGCUGAAGGAACGGGCUCGGUUAGAUGCCCUCGUUACUGUGGUUGAUGCCAAGCACGCUUUGACGAGACUGGGUGAGAUCAAGCCGGAGGGCGUGGAAAACGAAGCGGUGGAACAAGUAGCCUUUGCUGAUAGAAUAUUGGUGAAUAAGUGCGACCUUGUCGACGAGGAACAACUACAGCGAGUAGAAGCCAAACUUAGAAGUUUAAACAAGCUCGCACCGCUCGUACGUUGUACGAAGGGCGCGGGCUUCGCGCUGGACUUCGUGCUGGGCGUGAAAGCGUUUUCUCUGGCAAAAGUGCUGGACAUGGAGCCCGACUUCCUCGACGAGGACGGCGAGCACCAGCACGACUCUUCUAUAACGUCCGUCGGUCUGAAAGCCAGUAAACCGUUAGACAUGGUCUCGAUAAACGGCUGGCUGACGGAACUAUUAGCCUCCAAGGGCGUCGACAUCUUCCGCAUGAAGGGCAUCCUGCAUAUCCAGGGGCAAGAGCGCAAGUUCGUCUUCCAGGGCGUGCACAUGCUCUUUAGUGGCGAGCCGCUGGAAGAAUGGGGGGUUGAUGAGGUCAGGGAGUCGCGGCUCGUGUUCAUCGGGCGCAACCUCAAGUUCGAGGAGCUCGACGCGGGGCUCAAGGACUGCUUAGCCUAGCCCCCCUUGUU